Selaginella moellendorffii is the source of this 3265-nucleotide messenger RNA. Its product is annotated as DNA cross-link repair protein SNM1. Gene Ontology annotation, molecular function: protein binding; damaged DNA binding; 5'-3' DNA exonuclease activity. Bases 851 to 2647 code for a protein of 598 amino acids. The record is from RefSeq and is a predicted model, not a curated record. Gene Ontology annotation, biological process: protection from non-homologous end joining at telomere; interstrand cross-link repair; double-strand break repair via nonhomologous end joining. The transcript has 18 exons. Lineage: Eukaryota; Viridiplantae; Streptophyta; Lycopodiopsida; Selaginellales; Selaginellaceae.
CGAUCGAUCGAGCGGUUUUGUCGAGUUUCUAGGUUUUGCGAGCUUGAUUUUGAGUCGUGUCUAGCGAAUCGGAUGGAUGCUCUACAUAGGUACCGAGCUUCAAUACGAUAGGACUCGGAAUCGCGUCACGGGGACUUCUGAAGAAAAGUCUGUGAGAAAUGGUCCAUUGUGGCGGCGGUCUAUCCCUUAUCUCCGCUUUGUACUUUUGGGAUCACCAUUUCAAAGCGUGCUUGGAAAAAAGAACCAAAGUUUGCGGUUCUCCUCGGUCAAGAAUCUCGUGUCCAAUCAUCGAGGUAGGAAACUUUCCUUUGGCUCACAGUAGAGAAGAAUUGUAUGGCAGGACUUUAGUGAGUGGCCGCAUUACCAGGAUCUAGAAGAUAACAUAAACAUGAUACAGGAGCGAAUGGUACACAGGCUUUCCUAUUUUUCUAUCAGGAAAUCCGAAGAAAUCCGUGACCAGGUCUGUUUAAUCCGUUUUUACCUGCUGCUAUCGUUUUCUUUUUCGUCUUGCAGGACGCACGGAUUUUUUUUUUUUUUGGGAACAGUAGAUUUGCAAUCCAAUAUCUUAGAUUGCUGUGAAAACCACUGAGAACAGUGCAUACCAACUGUAACUCGUGCUCUUGGAAAGGAGCUGUCGCAAAGAGGAUCUAGACGGCCUUGUACGCUCGACUCGUCCACCACACACGGAACGCUUUUCUUCGAUCACAAAAGAAUGUUCUUCAAAUACAAUAGAACUUACUUAAAACAUGGCAUUUGAAACUUGGGCGGGAAAUUACUAGCUAGGGUGUUUUGGAGAGCGUCUAGGGCGGCACGAGUAAGCUAGGGCUCGCGAGUCGCGACUAGAAUCCGGAUGGAUGCUCCACUGGGCCUCUCUGAUGAUGCUGCCGGGACAGACGAUUGGGAUGAUGACGACAUGGUGAGCUUGAUGAUGACUCAGGUGAAUUCGCCGCUACAAGCGGCCUCGUCGGUGCUCCAAAACAUCAGCAAUUCGGGGAAAAUCCAUGAGAAUGGUCUAAAUGCGGCCGUCUUUUGUCCGAUUUGCAGUUCCGAGAUCACUAGCAUGUCGAUCCAGCAACGCGAAAACCAUUCUAAUUUGUGUUUGGAUCAGAAAUCACAACAUUGCCAGAACGAUGUGCCAUCUGCGGUGGAGUGUUUGGAACAAAAAUCACAACAUUGCCAGAACGAUGUGCCAUCUGCAGUGGAAGAAGAUCAGAAUUUGCCAGUUGAUGUUGCUCCGGUGGUCAGGUUUCUGGAGAAGCUUAACUUGUCCAAAUACGUAUCGUUGUUUAUCAAGGAAGAGAUCGACUGGGACACCUUGCAUUGGCUUACAGAGGAAGAUCUCCGUAGCUUGGGAAUCGAUGCUUUUGGACCACGGAAGAAGAUUGUUUCCGCUUUAAGGGAGAUGAAAACACCUUUCUCCACUGAAGUUCCAGUUCCGGAGAAUGACACGCACAAAAAAAACGAUAACGAAGAAGACGAAGCUCUGCUGCCGCAGUCGGGCAAAAAGUAUAUCACAGAUUUUUUCGGAGCUACUGGAGGAACAGGAGGCACAAAACCCGCUUCUGGAAGAAAGAGAAACGGUGAUGCGUCACUCAGUAAAACUCGGAAGAAACCUUCCAAUUUAUUCAAAGCUGCCGAAGCACGGCAGUGGAUGAAAAUUCCAGGCACAACGUUCAGAGUGGAUGCGUUCAAGCACACGACUACCGAAUGUUCCCAUUGGUUUCUCACUCAUUUUCACAGCGAUCACUAUCAAGGGCUUACUAAAAGCUUUCGGUUCGGAAAAAUCUACUGCUCCAUGAUAACUGCGCGCCUUGUGAACUUGCGAAUAGGAAUUACGUGGGAUCGCUUACAUCCUUUAAACUUAAACGAAAGAACAAAGAUCGACGGAGUAUGGGUGACACUCUUGGAUGCAAACCACUGUCCAGGUGCGGCCAUGAUCCUUUUCGAAACACACGAUGGUAAGUUUGUCUUGCACACGGGAGACUUUCGGUUUUGCGAUGACAUGGCAAGAAUCAUGGAUAUCUUACCAUGUAGAUUGUCUGCAUUGGUUUUGGAUACAACGUACUGCGAUCCUCAGUACGACUUUCCAAAGCAAGAAACCGUCAUUCAGUUCGUUAUUGAUGCCAUUCAAGCCGAAUCGUUCAACCCGAGUACUUUGUUUCUAAUCGGAACUUACAGUCUGGGAAAAGAGAGACUGUUCUUGGAAGUCGCUAGAGUUCUUCGGAAGAAAAUAUACGUCGGAGCUGUCAAGCGCAGAAUGCUCGGCUGCCUGGAUCUCAGCGACGAGGACAUGGACUGGAUAACCACAAGCGAGUGCGAGAGCAGCAUUCACGUCGUCCCGCUCUGGAGCAUUGCGAGCUUCAAACGGAUGGCAUCCAUCUCCCGGCAUUACCACGGAAAAUACACCACCAUCGUCAGCUUCUCACCGACAGGGUGGAGCUUUUCCAAAGGGAAAAGAGGAACUGGGAAUGGCAAGAGAUGGCAGCAGGGAACUAUAAUCAGGUACGAGGUCCCUUACAGCGAGCACAGCAGCUUCACGGAAUUAAAAACAUUCGUGAAGCUUCUCUCGCCAGUGGAGAUCAUUCCAAGCGUGAAUAACUCCUCGAUCCAAGCAGCCAAAUCCAUGGUAGCCUCGCUAAGGCCUUAGCCAAAGAAUAGUAAAGGAAGAGCUAUGGACGAAAUUCGAGCUUGCGAUUGAUUUCUUUGUCGUGGAUGAGAUUUGAGCCCGCGAUCGGUUGGUUUGUGUUGCCCUAAGAGGUAGGAGCGAUGGCGAUGGCGCUGCGGCAGGCUCUUCUUCGCAAAUCGCCUUUCAAUUCAGUGCCCCGGCGCUCUGUCAAGUACAAUGCCGUGGAACUCCCGACGAACAGCUACAAUCGCUUCGCGCUGAAGAGCCAGGAAGAGGUGGAGCAUGACCUCCAUGAGAUCAGCAAAUGGAAGAAGAUAACUCUCGGGAUGAUCAUCGUGUGCCUUUGUGAUGGGUUCUAUGUCUACAACCAUCCGGAAGUUCAUGAGCCCAGAAAAGAGUAUCCAUACAUGAACGUUCGCCACAAGGAUUUUCCAUGGGGCCCGGAUCCUCUCUUGAAGACGCUGUUUGGCACGGAACAUUGAAUGGAGCUGGCUAGGAAAUAAUCCUCCGGAUGCUAGCAGAAUCAAUAAUUCUCACGCUUGGUUCUUGCUAGAGGUCCGUUGAUCCAUGUUCUUGUCGAUAAACACGUUCUGUGCAACCUCUUUUUUACUUCAGAAUCCAGACCAAAGUUUUUGGAAA